AUGGCCCCGGCUGUGGAUAUGACCGCCGCGCCCACCGGGGUCCGCAGCGACGAGCUGCCCGCAUCCGCCUUCAGCAGUCCCGGCGGCGGCGCGCUCCCCGUCGCGGCGGCGAUGGGCGGGGAGGAGGAAAGCGACAAGCCCAAGGUUUCCCCAUCCCUCCUGCCGUUCAGCGUGGAGGCGCUCAUGGCCGACCACAGGAAGCCGGGAGGCAGGGACGGACCCGAGGGCGCUGGGGCGGCCUCCCGCGCCAGCCUCAGCCCUCGGCUGGGCGCGCUGUCGGCGGAGGCGCCGCCUUCCCCGCUGCCCCUCGGCGGGCACUUCUCCGUCGGGGGGCUGGUCAAGCUGCCCGAGGACACGCUCGUCAAGGCGGAGAGCCCCGAGAAGCAGGAGCGGAGCCCCUGGAUGCAAACCCCACGGUUCUCGCCGCCUCCCCCGAGACGGCUGAGCCCGCCCGCCUGCACCCUGCGCAAGCACAAGACAAACAGGAAGCCCCGGACGCCCUUCACCACGGCGCAGCUGCUGGCCCUCGAGAGGAAGUUUCGGCAGAAGCAGUACCUGUCCAUUGCCGAGCGCGCCGAGUUCUCCAGCUCGCUCAGCCUCACCGAGACCCAGGUGAAGAUCUGGUUCCAGAACCGUCGCGCCAAGGCCAAGAGGCUUCAGGAGGCUGAGCUGGAGAAGCUGAAGAUGGCAGCCAAGCCCAUGCUCCCGCCUGCUGCUUUUGGCAUCUCCUUCCCACUGGGCGGCCCGGCCGUGGCCGGCGCGUCCCUGUACGGUGCCUCCAGCCCUUUUCAGCGGGCAGGGCUGCCCGUGGCUCCUGUGGGACUGUACACAGCACAUGUGGGAUACAGCAUGUACCACCUCACAUAGAGCCUGAGCCGAGCCCAGCCCUGCUGACUGUCUGCUCCCGCUGGCUCCACACAAACUCCCUCCCUGCUCCUCCGGCCCUUUUCUGUGGACUUCCCCGUGGAGCCUAUGGCAGAGACUCCUCCAGUUUGGCUCUGCUUGAC
Molecule: messenger RNA, 1007 nt
Organism: Melospiza melodia melodia
Lineage: Eukaryota; Metazoa; Chordata; Aves; Passeriformes; Passerellidae
Gene: MSX1
Product: msh homeobox 1
Exons: 2
Coding region: 1-867 (288 amino acids)
Biological process (GO): regulation of transcription by RNA polymerase II; embryonic morphogenesis
Cellular component (GO): nucleus
Molecular function (GO): DNA-binding transcription factor activity, RNA polymerase II-specific; RNA polymerase II transcription regulatory region sequence-specific DNA binding
Source: RefSeq, a predicted model, not a curated record